AUGGAACGAGGCCCGCUCUUCUUCUGCCACCUCUUGUGGCUCCUCCUGGCUCACACACACGCCGAGCUGCCCAUGUGCAAAGAGUCAGAUUACCACUUUGAGUACACAGACUGUGAUGUGCUCGGCUCACGAUGGAGAGUGGCUGUUCCCAACAAAGCCAACACAUGCACCGGCCUCCCAGAUCCGGUCAAAGGCACCGAAUGCACUUUCUCCUGCAGUGAAGGAGAGUUUCUCGACAUGAGGACCCAGGAGUGCCAAAAGUGUGCGGCGGGGACAUACUCUCUGGGGACCAGCGUGGCUUUUGACGAGUGGGGCAGUCUGCCAGCUGGUUUUGUCUCUCAGGGGUUGAACACAAACGGUGGGAUUAUCCACACAAACUGCUCCAACUCAACCUGGACACCAAAGGGCGAUUACAUUGCCUCAAACACAGAUGAGUGCAGUGCAAUUUUGUCCUAUGCUGUGAACCUGAAGAAACAUGGAACUGUGUCCUUUGAUUAUUUCUACCCCGACAACAGUAUCUACUUUGAGUUCUUUGUUCAGAACGACCAGUGCCAGUCCACAGACUCGGACAGCCGCUGGAUGAAGAUCUCAGAGAGCGACUGGAGCCACCACACAGUGGAGCUGAACAAAGGCAGCAAUGUGCUGUACUGGAGAUCCACCGCCUACACUCUGCUGGGCAGCGCUAUCAAACCCGUGCUGCUGAAAAACAUUGCCAUCUCAGGGGUGGCCUAUAUGUCAGAGUGUUUCCAUUGCAAACCUGGCACCUACAGUUCAACACCAGGGUCUGCCCGCUGCACUCCGUGCCCCGCCAACUCCUUCUCCAAUAAGGGUGCCACUGUAUGCCAUGAGUGUGAAAAAGACAAAUACGCAGAGGCUGGUUCAGCGAGCUGUAAACCAAGACCUGCAUGUAACAGCAGUGACUACUUCUACACCCACACUCCAUGUGACUCCAAUGGAAAGACUCAGCUUAUGUACAAGUGGAUUGAACCCAAGAUCUGCAGUGAGAGUGUUGAGGGAGCGGUGAAGCUGCCUGCCUCAGGGGAGAUGCAGACCUGUCCUCCAUGUAACCCCGGCUUCUUUGUCACCAACUCCUCCACGUGUGAACCCUGCGCCAGCGGUUUCUACUCCAAUGGAACAGCGUGUGCCGAGUGCCCCGUUGGCACUGAGCCAGUGGUGGGCUUUGAGUACAAGUGGUGGAACAAGAUGCCAAGCAACAUGAAGAGCUCGGCCUUCCGUCGAGAGUACAGUGACACCGACCAAAGCACAGCCUGGGAGGUGGCCGGGGAGUACAUCUACACCAUCCCUGCUGAUCAGGACUCAGAUUACAUGAUACUGUCACUCAAUGUCCCUGGAUACAGGCUGCCUCAGUCCAUGGCCAAAGACAGUGAGAGGAGUGAACUAUCCCGGAUCACGUUUGUGUUUGAGACCAUAUGUACAGCUGACUGCACACUUUACUUCAUGGUGGGUUAUAAUCAGUGGAAUAACGAUGUGGUGGAGCAGUGGCGCGGCAGCAGCAGCAAACAGUCCUACUCCUACCUGAUCCAGAGCAACAGCACCGUCAGCUUCACCUGGACCUUUCAGCGCACGCAGGGAUAUACUGUGGAGAGAAAGUACAGCGCUGAUGUUGCCAAGAUCUACUCCAUCCAUAUCACCAAUGUGAUCGACGGCGUGGCCUCCCACUGUCGCCACUGCGCUCUGGGCCUCGGCUACGGCAAGACCAGCUCUGCCUGCGUUCCCUGUCCGCCCGGGCACUACAUGCUCAACGGCACAGGAGUGUGUAAGAGCUGCCCGCCAAACACCUUCAUCAGGGCUGAGCAGCCUGUGGGAGAGGAGGCUUGUAUCCGGUGUGGACCAAAUACAAAGAGAAACAAGGCAAGAACUCUUGCCCUCAGCGACUGCACGCUGGAUGUGCAGAGCAGCGAGGGAGCGCCGCCUGCAUACGACUUCUCUCCUCUGGCCAAUGUCACCGGCUUCCAGAGCAGCCCCCGCUUCACCAGCAAAGGCCUGCGCUACUUCCACCACUUUAAUGUGGCUCUGUGUGGGAAAGAGGGCAGAGAGCUGGCCGCCUGCGUGGACAACGUGACAGAGAGCGGACGGGAGGUCAGAGGUUACGUCUGUCAGUCCACGGUGGUUCCCUCUGACAUCCGGGGCCAGAGCGUUGUGUCCUCCCAGCCCGCUGUUAUUGGUGACACCCUCAUCGGUGUAACCACUAAAACAACCCUGAGUGACAUCUCCUCCCUGGAACAAUCAUUCCCUGCUGCGUCCAGCCUGCCAGACGUCAUCUUCUAUUACAGGUCUAGUGAGACAACUCAGGCGUGUAAACAUGGCAGGUCAACCACCAUCAGGCUGAGAUGCGAUCCCACAGUGACAGCCAAAGACCACAUCACGCUGCCAAGUAACUGCUCAGAGGGGACAUGUGAUGGAUGCUCUUUCCACUUCCUGUGGCAAAGCCGGCACGCGUGUCCGCUCUGCACAAAACACCACUACAGAGAGAUUGUCAGCGCAUGCAUUCAGGGAAUACAGGUAAACACCUAUGUGUGGCAGCAGCCCCUGCAGUGCUACGGCGGCGAGGCCUUACCGCCACAAAGAGUCAGCGCUUGUGUAACUCUGGAUUUCUGGCUCAAGUUUGGCGUUUCCACGGGAACGAUUGCCGCUGUGCUGCUCAUCAGUAUCAGCUGCUAUUUCUGGAAGAAGACACGCAAGCUGCAGUAUAAAUACUCCAAGCUGGCGAUGAACUCCAGCGGGAAGGAGUGCGAGCUCCCCGCUGCAGACAGCUGCGCCAUCAUGGAGGGAGAGGACGCAGAGGACGACCUCAUCUACCUCACCAAGAAAUCCUUCUUCAACAAAAUCCACAAGUCUUUCUCAAGAGAGAGGACGUCGGAUGGAUUUGACUCGGUCCCCCUCAAGUCUUCAUCCUCAGGCCUGCCCAGAGAGGAAGACGACUCCGAUGGCCCUUAAAUCAGAGGAUGAACGGAUCCUUCUACCACAGCUUUCUACCACGGCGCAGAGGAAGUGUUACAUGAAUGCAAAUCAGAAAAAAAAACACACUUUGGGUUUUGAAUAUUAAAGAUUUUUUGGUGAAUGCAUUUUAUUUAUUACAGGUUAAUUACAAAUGAUACAGCGCCAAUGGGAUAUUUUUAGAAUAGUGUCAAAACAGAAUUUUUGUUUGGCAUCAUUUGUCAUAAUGUUAC
Messenger RNA from Myripristis murdjan (pinecone soldierfish), 3191 nucleotides. It is a transcript of the gene elapor1, whose product is annotated as endosome-lysosome associated apoptosis and autophagy regulator 1. Gene Ontology annotation, cellular component: extracellular exosome; plasma membrane; late endosome. Lineage: Eukaryota; Metazoa; Chordata; Actinopteri; Holocentriformes; Holocentridae. Gene Ontology annotation, biological process: positive regulation of vacuole organization; autophagosome assembly. The record is from RefSeq and is a predicted model, not a curated record.